Molecule: messenger RNA, 990 nt
Organism: Purpureocillium takamizusanense
Lineage: Eukaryota; Fungi; Ascomycota; Sordariomycetes; Hypocreales; Ophiocordycipitaceae
Exons: 5
Coding region: 1-990 (329 amino acids)
Source: RefSeq, a predicted model, not a curated record
AUGCAAGACAUGCCCUCUCCCUCUGUUUUUGUGCCUGAGCCGCCGCUGACCUGUCCGCAGCCCGUGUUCCUCCGUGCCAGCCACUCGCCAUGGAGGUUCAUCCCUCAAAAUAUCCUCGUUAUUCUACGAGGUCUGGUGCUCGCCUACCUAGUGGCCACGUCGGUCAUGAUUGGUCACUUCAAGCUCAAUGUCGAGGUGGAUGAGACGACCAAGUUCAAGCACCUCUUCAGCUUCACCAUGGUCGCUCAUGUGCUGGUCUUUCUCUACCACCUCAUCACCUGGGCGUGGACCUUUACCCAUCUCUAUCACCCCGACCACCACGCUGUUCGAGGCGGAGUCGAGUCGCUGGUCGUCCGCGCCAUGUCUCUUCCUCGCAACAUGGGAAGCCUCCGCAAGCAAUUCUACUUUACGUUGUUCUUCUCGACGUCCACCGUCUUCUCCUUCAUGAACGCGGUCAUCUACUGGUUCGUCACCCGUGCCCACGAGGCGGGUGGCGAAGACGCCAUUGUCACGGCCGCCGUCACUGGACUGGAUGUGCUUGCGACGCCCGGCAAGGAGGCCGGCGCCCUCUUGGCUACUCAGAUGCCAGAACAGCCCUUCAGCGACCUCUUCGGUGAGGGAUGGUUCAAGGCCUUUGUCAUCCUGACGCUGCACGCCAUCAACCCGCUCAUCAUGACGACUGAGAUUCUCUUCUUCAACAGCAUCAAGCGACCCUUUGCCCUUGGAUCCCACUUUGUUGGCCUCAUGGCCAUGUCUGGCCUCUAUCUUGGUUGGGCCGCAAUCGGCAAGGCCCUGACGGGCGAGUUCCCCUUCUUCUGGCUCGACGAGGAGGAGGUAGGGUCCAAGGAGGCUGUGACCACGUACUGCAUCGGCUUCGUGUUCUUGUCGCAGAUCUUGUACAUCUUGAUGCAGGGCUUCAUCUACAUCCGGGAGGGCCUGACCAAGUCGAUCCAGGGCGCCGAGGGCUCCGAUGGGGCGCUUCACUCUUGA